This is a messenger RNA of Penaeus vannamei (Pacific white shrimp), 610 nucleotides long. NCBI's taxonomy places the organism in Eukaryota, Metazoa, Arthropoda, Malacostraca, Decapoda, Penaeidae. The record is from RefSeq and is a predicted model, not a curated record.
CUGCAUCGAAGCGGCGGUAUAUAAUGUGUGCCGCUGAGCGAACGGCAUCAGAUCCUUCUGAAACUACCAGUCAUCAUGAACGCUAAGGUCCUGCUUCUGGUGUGUCUUGCAGCUGUUGUUGCUGCAGACAGCUUUGAAUCUGCUGAAUCAGGCGAAUACAACUUCAACUGGGCCGUCAAGCACGACGACUCCGGCAACGACUUCGGACACCAGGAAGCCCGCAAUGGAGACAACACUCAGGGAUCCUACUACGUGCAGCUCCCCGACGGCCGCCUGCAGACCGUGAGGUACGUCGUGGACGGCGACGACGGCUACGUGGCUGAGGUCAACUACGAGGGCGAGGCUCGUUACCCCGACUCCAAUGAAUCAAAGUGAAGAGAAUAUGUUGGCCUCUACGAAGAAGGACACGACCAGGAACACAACAGAUCUAAGAAUCUAACUUUUAACGAGAUCUUUAAUAAUCUGUCCAGGUCAACGCUAGGAUAAUCUGGCACCUGGAAUAAUGAUUUUAAAGGAUUAUUCUGUGUUAGAGAAAUCUCUAGGAAGGAAAUCGUAUGCUGUAAAAUGCCUUAUUUAUUGUUGCUUUCCAAUAAAUUGUCUCUUAUGAACA